Messenger RNA from Athene cunicularia (burrowing owl), 3522 nucleotides. It is a transcript of the gene ASB11, whose product is annotated as ankyrin repeat and SOCS box containing 11. Gene Ontology annotation, biological process: positive regulation of protein catabolic process; protein ubiquitination; intracellular signal transduction. Bases 16 to 984 code for a protein of 322 amino acids. The record is from RefSeq and is a predicted model, not a curated record. NCBI's taxonomy places the organism in Eukaryota, Metazoa, Chordata, Aves, Strigiformes, Strigidae. Gene Ontology annotation, molecular function: protein binding. The transcript is spliced from 7 exons.
GAAGAGCAAACCAAAAUGGAGGGCAGUUCUAUACUCCAUGCUUUCACUAACAUUUAUUUUGCCAUUUUUGCUUUAUUUUGCUUCAAGCUUUUAAUUAAGAUUUCCUUGGCUUUGUUGACCCAUUUCUAUAUUGUUAAAGGCAACAGAAAAGAGGCUGCCAGGAUAGCAGAAGAGAUCUAUGGAAUAGUCCCAGGCAGCUGGGCAGACCGAUCCCCUCUUCAUGACGCUGCCUUCCAAGGACGCCUCCUGUCUUUGAAAACCUUGAUUGCACAGGGUUUCAACGUGAACCUGGUGACGACAGACCGUGUGUCGGCUCUCCAUGAGGCCUGCCUGGGUGGCCACGUUGCCUGCGCGAAGGUGCUGCUGGAGAACGGCGCUCAGGUCAACGCUGUCACCAUUGAUGGGAUCACUCCUCUGUUUAAUGCCUGCUGUAGUGGCAGUGUGGCCUGUGUCAACAUGCUGCUCGAAUUCGGAGCCAAGCCACAGCUCAGCAACCACCUUGCAUCGCCCAUUCACGAAGCAGUCAAGAGAGGUCACAGGGAGUGCAUGGAGAUCCUUUUGGCCCAUGAGGUUGACAUUGACCAAGAAGACCUUCAGCAUGGGACCCCGCUCUAUGUGGCUUGCACAUACCAGAGGACAGACUGUGUCAAGAAGCUUUUGGAGCUAGGAGCCAAUGUUAACAUGGGGAAGCGAUUAGACACCCCCCUCCAUGCAGCAGCAAGGAAAUCCAGCACGGAGGUAGUCAUCUUGCUGACAGACUAUGGUGCUAACCCAAAAUGCAGAAAUGCUGAAUUCAAAUGUGCCCUGGAUCUUGCAGUACCCAACAGCAAAGUGGAGCAGGUGCUUCUGCUUCGGGAAGGUCCUGCCAGCCUUGCCCAGCUGUGCCGGUUGUGUAUCAGAAAGCAUCUGGGUCGGUCAUGCCUAUAUGCAAUCCACAAGCUGCACCUGCCUGAGCCACUUGAGAACUUUCUCCUUUAUCGAUAAGUCUGUGACUAUCUUUAUGCUGGAAAAGAAAGAGGAACAAAUGGUUGUUUACUCCAAAAAUAUUAUAUCAAAGAAAAAAAUCAAAGACCUCAUUUACUGUCUACUGUGGAUAACAAACAUUAGCUGCUACGUGAUAGUGAAAAUCCAAAACACCUUUUCACAGUGAAUGAUAUUAUGGAUACAGUUCCUUCACAGUCUAUUGCCACAUCCACUUAACACCAGCCUGAGAAGUUGUAGUACAUGAAUAGCUCACUUGACAUGUUUGUAGAUGCACACAUUCACCCACUCACCCACAGAGAUUUCCCCUGUAUUUAGUGUUAUAUUUAUUCAUGUAGUAUCUCUGCAGCUUUUCCUCUUGUCUAUCUAAUCUCACUGUCAAAAUGAAUGUAGUGGCUGCUAUUCUAACACUAGUGUGAGAAUGAAAGCCUUCAGUGCCCCACAUCAGUUGUAUAUAAUAUAUUGCACAUAUUUUGUCAGCUUUGACUUUGCAUCCUGCCAUCUCUUUCCUAUAGUCUGGUGGAGUUGUAGCAAUUUCCAGCAGGCUCUGACUGUGUAGCCACUGUGUGUCCCCUUGCCCUGAACCCAGCUGCCCUUAAUGCUAACACCCUUUGUCAUCCGAGGUGCAAGUGAUGUUACCAAAGCAGGUGCAGGGGUUUGGCCCAAGCCCACAAAAAUGUGUGAAAGUCUAAAAAACCAUUAAUCACUUCUAAAAAAAUCUUUCCUAAGCUAUAUCACUUGAGAUCUGGCUAUGUUCAUUAUGUAAAUAAAUUUUCUUAGCUUAAUUCCAGUACAGAACUGCAAAUGUUUUCAUAGGUACAGUAGACCAGCUUUCAGUGUUUGUCCUUUGCAAGGUUUAAAGAAAAGCAAAGGAAUAAGGUGCUGCUCUUUGGACUUUGUAUGCUUUGACAUUUCUCUUAAGUCCUUGGACUGUAGAGCAGGAGAGAAGCAGGGCCCCUAAGUAUGGGUGUGCAUCACCCAAAUGUUCUCUUUGUUGGAUGUUGCUUACAGGGGGAGAAGUUUACAGGCUUGUUUGCUCCCUUGUCCCCUACUCUAGAGGCUUUCAUUACCUCCCUGGGAGAAGGGAUUUUUAGAGUGUUAUGACUUUGCCCAUUGUGGUAUUAGUUUAAAUAUCAUCAGGGUUAGUAGCCUGGACACAGCAGAGCUAAAAAUGUUCACCUCUUUGAGCUGAGAAAUGUGGGAUCCAGUGACUGGUGCAAUGCUUGCAUGGAUCUGUAAAGAUCUGUUUAUUUUUCCUGUGGAGGUUGUUCUGAGGUAAGAAAUGUAUUUUCAGAACUGAGUUUUGGUAAAUGUCUGCCACGAGACAAAUGGGAAGUAGAGUUAAAAGGAAAGUCUGUCUCUACUUAGCUCAACUUCUCAGGUCCAAGAGGCUGAUGACUCAUAUUCAAGCUGUGAGAUGUAGUGAUUUCAUUAUGAGCUAUGCAUGCUGGUACCGAUUUUCACUGCCCAUACAUCUUUAGUCAGGAGGAAUUGGCCUGCUGGAGCCUGAAUCCGGGACUGCCUUCCAGCAGCCUUUGAGCUCCUGUCCCUGCUGCAGCAGCAGCAGCUUCUCUGGUUCGAUGCUAAUCCCAUAAUUUCAUCAUGACAGUUCCCCUCUCUGAGGCAUAGGUCUAACGUUUCCCGAACUUUCUUAUGAUUAAUUCAGCACCAGUAAGAUAAAUCAUGCUCCCAGCAGUUCAUGAGACUGGACCUGCAAUGUUAGAGUCAAAAAUUAAUGUAGUUUUCAGCCUGUGUUUGCACAUAUUGAAUGCUAUCUGACGGCAAGAGCUAUUGCCCAUAAAGUUGUCAAUGACAUGAGUGACCUUGUGUAGUACAAUAUAUAAUGAAUCUCAGAUUUCAACUAAAUUCUCAAGAGCCUCUGAAAAUCAAAUACUAUCAAGAAAGAAAUGUCUAUAUUAAUCUGAUGUCAUCAGAUCUCUCUGUUUUAUCUUUACUGCCAGCUCACCUGCUCUGUUUAUAAGGUGGCAGUCAGAAUGCCAUCUGCUAUCUAAAUAGAGACGGAGCCCCAGCUGUGUGGGUUGUCAGAUUUGCAUUGCAAUCAAAGGGCUAGGACAAUUUAUGGGAUCUAUUUCACAAUGUAUAAUACUGAAUUGAUUUUCUACUGCUAUCAUCAAUGAAAGCAGUAUUUCACCUGCAUAAGAAUGUAAAUUGAAAAAAUGUAUCUCCAUUAAGGAAAUACAAAGUCUAUUCAGACUCUCGGAAAGGUUUAUGGUAAGAAGCAGCAGAAGCUGCUCUAUAUUUAUUGCUGAUAUUAGCUUCCAUCAAAAAAUCACCUCACCUUUGCUUCCUCCUGGAGCCAUCAUUCUUCCUGAAAUUCUGUAUAUCAGAGACUCUGGAGGGAGCAGAACCUUAAUAAAUCAGAAGAGAAGCUCACAAGUCCUGGCAUUAAGAAAUUUCAUUAGGAACUUUACCUAGACUUUCUUGCUCUUACCUCAAAAGAUUGUUACCCAUUUAAUUCUCAUUGGCUGUGCUUUGUGUUGUAACAAUGCAUGGAGAUAUUACUGAGGAAAUACCUGGAGG